Anopheles darlingi is the source of this 1593-nucleotide messenger RNA. RefSeq lists its product as uncharacterized. The coding region runs from base 1 to 1593 and encodes 530 amino acids. Lineage: Eukaryota; Metazoa; Arthropoda; Insecta; Diptera; Culicidae. The record is from RefSeq and is a predicted model, not a curated record. The transcript has 2 exons.
AUGAUAGACGGGUCGUUGGAACUGCCAGCGAUCGCAAAGCUACAGUAUUUGCUGUCGUCUCUGAAAGGAGACGCGGCAACGCCGUACGAGCACGUGACGCUCACAGCGGAGAACUACGCAUCGACGUGGCGAGCAUUACUGAAGCGCUACGAUAACCCGCGAUUGCUCAUCCGGGAGUAUUAUCUUCAACUACACCAGCUCCCGGCUAUACGUUCAGAAGGGUCCAGUCAGUUAAUGCAACUCAUUGACGAUUUUUCACGGCACGUGAACGGUUUAGUGAAGUUGGGCGAGCCGGUGGAACAUUGGGAUACACCGCUGACGAGUUUGCUGUUAAUGAAGCUGGACGACGCGACAGUGCUGGCGUGGGAGAAGCAUUCGGUCCAUUUUCCGCGGGACCGGUAUGAGGAGCUGAAGCAGUUUGUGGAGGAUCGAAUUCAGAUCCUGACUGCCUCGUCCAGGUUCGCCGAAGAUCGUGAGAGAAAGGGAACGUCAGGACAGAGCUCGGUCAAGGUGGCCGGCACGCAUCGUCACACGACAUCGCGCCACACAGUAUCCAAUGCGGCCACCACGAUCGCUACGGGACGGGGUCAUUCAGCGGUCCAUCAGUCAAAGUGUCCGGUGGGCUGCGCGACGCCUCAUUCGCUACGAGACUGCCCGGAGUUCAUCGGCAAGGACGCGCAGCAGCGUCGGGAGCUAGUAGCGGCGAGGGGUGCUUGUUGGAACUGUUUAAGCCUGUCACAUUUGGUAAAGGCUUGCAAGUCAUGCUACACUUGCCACAUCUGUCGUGAGCGACAUCACACGUUACUGCACGUGACGGCUGAGCCUUCAAAGGUCGCGAUGUCAGUCCUGGCAGGCGAUGAGCGAGUGUUCCUAGAAACGGUCGUCGUAGACGUCAUCGACGAGUACGGCGGUAUUCACAAGGCUCGAGCGCUACUCGACUCAGGUUCAAUGGCGAACUUCAUGUCUGCAGCACUGGCUCGACGGCUGAUUGCACCGAGGCACGAGGUAGAUGUGGCGGUAGCGGGCAUUGGGAGGGCCUCCCAGCGAGUGAAGACUGCAGUCGUGGCGACGAUCCGAUCCAGGAUUCAGUCGCACUCCUCUCUCAUGGAAUUCCUGGUACUGGAGGCACCCGCUGCAGACGUUCCGUCUACUCCAAUCGACGUGUCAGGGUGGCGUCUACCCGAGGUCCCACUGGCCGAUCCAUCGUUUAACAUUCCCAGCACCAUUGAUAUCAUCAUUGGUGGCGACUCGUACUGGGAACUUCACUCCGGCCGCAAACUGUCCUUAGGCAAGGACAGACCAUGGCUAAUCGAGACGCCGUUCGGUUGGGUGGUGGCGGGAAAUUCGGCACACGGAUCGGUGCCGGCAUCUACGGUGUGCCAUCUGUCGACGCCCAGUCCAUCGCUGGAAUCAUGUAUGGAGCGGUUCUGGCAGAGUGAGACGGUCACGAAGGACGUGCCGGUCCGGAUGGCCGACAAGCACUCUUCAACGGGCCACGGCAUAUUGGCUGCGGUACAUUCGGAGGUUGCAGGAGUCUGCAACGGGCAGCACAAAAGCAUCACACGGAUCAUGGACAUCGUUAUCAAGGGAUGA